UUUUAUAGAGGGUCGGGGUGUAAUUUAGAGAAAAAUGGGGGAUGCUAUUGUCAUGCCAGAACCCAGAAGGAAGGUGCAAGGAGGGCAUCGCGGUAAAAGUGUUGUGAAAAGGAUCUUUAUUGGCAUUUAUUCGCUACCCAACGAAUUGAAAUUGAGGAUAUCCCUUCUUCCAAAACCCUAGAAAUUAGAAUUAGAGGGAGGAGCGGACAAUUUCUCUUCUUCUUCUUCUUCUUCUUCUUCUAUCUCAUAUAUGAGAACAUGUACAUGUACUAGUUCAUUCAUUACAUAUGGCUGUAUGCUGUAUUUGCUUAUUCUAAUGCAAUCUGAUUGACCGGCUGCCACUGCGAGAUUCUGAAGCCCAUCUAAAGCUCUAAUCAUUCCGCGAAGAUGGAAGUGCAAAAUCCUGAACAUGGGCAUGUAAUUGAAGUUUGUGGAGAUGUGCCAGUGGUAGGGACAAGCCUGGGUAGAAGUAAGGUAUGUGAGGGAGCAGCAUGUGGAUUCUCGGAUGCUAAAACAAGUUCUAAGGAUGCCAAGGAGCGCUCAACAUCCAUGCGGAAGCUUUUGAUUGCAGUUAUACUUUGUGUCAUAUUCAUGAGCGUCGAAGUUGUUGGAGGUAUUAAAGCCAACAGUCUUGCAAUUUUAACAGAUGCAGCUCACUUGUUGUCAGAUGUUGCAGCUUUUGCUAUCUCGUUGUUCUCCUUGUGGGCAUCAGGAUGGGAAGCAACCCCGCGUCAGUCUUAUGGCUUCUUCAGGAUUGAGAUUCUUGGGGCACUGGUAUCCAUUCAGAUGAUAUGGCUUCUUGCGGGGAUCCUUGUUUAUGAAGCAAUUGCUAGAAUUAUCCACCCAACAGGAGAGGUGCAGGGCCGUCUCAUGUUUGUUGUUUCUGCUUUUGGUUUAGUGGUUAAUGUUAUUAUGGCUCUUCUGUUGGGUCACGAUCAUGGUCAUGGCCACAGUCAUGGCCAUGGUCAUGAACAUGGAAAUGGUGGGCACAGGCAUGGGCAUGGGCAUGGGCAUGGGCAUGGGCAUGGGCAUAAGCAUGGGGGUCAUGAUCAUGCACACAGCCAUGGGUUAAGUGUUACAACACAUCAUCACCAUCAUCAUGGGGAGCACUCAAAAAACCACGAUGACCACCAUCAUGCUUAUGAAGGACAACUCUCUGAGCCUUUGCUUAAGAAUUGCUCUGAAAGUGGAAAGGAAUGUAAGGAUCAUAGUACUAAACAGAAGAAGCAGCGGAACAUCAACGUCCAGGGGGCUUAUCUUCAUGUACUGGGAGACUCCAUUCAAAGUAUAGGGGUGAUGAUUGGUGGGGCUGUCAUUUGGUGGAAACCUGAGUGGAAGACUAUAGAUCUGAUAUGCACCCUCAUAUUCUCAGCAGUUGUUCUUGGAACAACAAUCCGGAUGCUGCGUAAUAUUUUGGAGGUUCUGAUGGAGAGCACGCCCAGGGAAAUUGAUGCCACAAGACUGGAGAAGGGGUUGUGCGAAAUGGAAGAGGUGGUUGCAAUUCACGAGCUGCACAUUUGGGCCAUUACCGUGGGCAAGGUACUGCUGGCUUGCCAUGUGGAAAUAAAGCCAGAUGCUGAUGCAGACAUGGUGCUGGACAAUGUUGUAGACUACAUCAGGAGGGAGUAUAAUAUCAGUCAUGUGACCAUUCAGAUAGAACGCCAAAAGGUCUGGUGAGGGAGGUGAUUGUUGCAUCCAGCAAUAGGUGUAGUGGUAUUAGUAUUUGGGCAUGUUCUUCAAACCUUUGUAAUUCUUUUUUUCUGGGUAAAAAUAAGAUAUUAUUUUAGCGUUA
This is a messenger RNA of Malania oleifera, 1792 nucleotides long. Its product is annotated as metal tolerance protein 1-like. The record is from RefSeq and is a predicted model, not a curated record. The transcript is spliced from 2 exons. Gene Ontology annotation, molecular function: zinc ion transmembrane transporter activity. Gene Ontology annotation, biological process: zinc ion transmembrane transport. NCBI's taxonomy places the organism in Eukaryota, Viridiplantae, Streptophyta, Magnoliopsida, Santalales, Ximeniaceae. Bases 388 to 1677 code for a protein of 429 amino acids. Gene Ontology annotation, cellular component: vacuole; plasma membrane.